GGCGCGUUCACCACACAGACGCAGUUGUAGCUUUCAGAGAGCGACUUAACAUUAAAUCACACAAAUUAUCUUUGCAAUGCCAAGCCUAGUUCCAGCACCGUUAGACCUGUGGGGGCAGAAUAUGGAGACGGGAGAUAAAAAGACAGAAAGAAAUCGUGGAGACAGCUUGCGGUCUCAGUCACACAGUAGAUCUUCUCAAGCACUUAGCACUGACGGGCUUUGUUUAGAGGAGAUGCUGCAAUGGUCCGACUCACUGGAGAGACUUCUGUCCUCGAAAUGUGGAAUGAAGAUCUUUCAGGCCUUCUUGAAGUCAGAGUUCAGUGAUGAAAACCUGGAGUUUUGGCUGGUCUGUGAGGAGUUUAAGAAGAUCAAACAUACCUUCAGGUUGUCCUCCAGGGCCAAGAAGAUCUUCAAAUCCUACGUUCAAGCCGAGGCUCCCAGAGAAAUCAACAUCGAUCACAAGACCAGGGAGCUAAUCAGGUGGAACAUGAAGACUCCUUCUACCACAUGCUUCAUCGAAGCCCAAAAGAUCGUCUUCGGGUUAAUGGAAAAGGACUCGUACCCCCGCUUCCUGAAAUCGGACCUUUACAGGACUUUACUCAACUCCACGUCAGAAUCAGUGACGGUGUGAAGAAUCAAAACCCUCCAGGACUACAAGAAGGUGGACUGUUAAGCUACGUCCAGGACUUCCUGGGACUUUGGUGUGUGCCAGCUUCAAUUUGGAAGGGGCCCAAAAAUCUUUGUCGCUUCCUCCAGAAUGAGAGAUUUUUUACAUCAGACCAGACAAAUAGAGAUUUUUAGCGGGACAGGAAACCCAAUUGUGACCACAAAGUGUGCUUGUUUGACAUGUCGGCUCUGAAAAGUGUCCCCUUUCAUCUGUGGGAUGCAUGUAAAUGACAGAGUAAACAGCAACCCAAAAAUGGCAAAAUAUGUAAAUUGUAAUCAUGUUUUGUUUUUCCAUGCACGUUAACUCAGUCUUCAAUCUAACAUAAGCUGUGAAAGGAAGAACCAUUUUAGACCAUAAGAGAAACAGAAAGUUGAGGGAAAUACUGAGUGAAACACCUCUUCCUUUCCUUUCAAGCCCUCGUUGCUGACUUAAAUAUGACCAGAGGCCCACUCUGUCUUUUAGUGAGACACGAGUUCCUGCAGGGGGGUUUCUAGUAGUUUUUUGGAGAACGUCUGUUACGAGACGGAGCUGGAGGAAGACCGCCAUGCCCACAUCAAAACGACACUGCAAGAGCCGAAAGCUCAAUUCUGAUGAUGAUGAAGCUUUUUGAUGAGUGCAAUGAAAAUUUUGGGGACUUUCUGUAAGUGACAACAGGACCCUUUGUGGUUUAGAAAGCACCUUCCAUCCAAGAGGAAAACGUUUUUUUUUUAAACACAAAGAUUUCUCUUCUUGAGUUUAUUUUUCACUAAAAAUUGUAAAUAGAAAGUUUGUUUUAUACUCUUCAAUAUUUACACUCUCACAACAGCCGACACUGUAUUGUACAUAGAUAUUUAUGAUUUGUACCAACUGUAAAUAAAAAAGCUAUAUAUUUACCAAUAAGUGUAGAGUGUGAAACCUUUAUUGUAAAAAAAUAAAUGAUGAGACUGAGAGUCUUUAAGACAAAAUCUCCAUCCA
Molecule: messenger RNA, 1621 nt
Organism: Oryzias melastigma (Indian medaka)
Lineage: Eukaryota; Metazoa; Chordata; Actinopteri; Beloniformes; Adrianichthyidae
Product: regulator of G-protein signaling 21
Exons: 5
Coding region: 77-631 (184 amino acids)
Source: RefSeq, a predicted model, not a curated record